Messenger RNA from Phragmites australis (common reed), 1961 nucleotides. Its product is annotated as cytochrome P450 87A3-like. The transcript has 9 exons. The record is from RefSeq and is a predicted model, not a curated record. NCBI's taxonomy places the organism in Eukaryota, Viridiplantae, Streptophyta, Magnoliopsida, Poales, Poaceae. The coding region runs from base 123 to 1559 and encodes 478 amino acids. Gene Ontology annotation, biological process: sterol metabolic process. Gene Ontology annotation, molecular function: iron ion binding; monooxygenase activity; oxidoreductase activity, acting on paired donors, with incorporation or reduction of molecular oxygen.
UGCAACACCAUAUCUUGCACUAGCUUCUCCUGCCUCUCUGCAGUCUGCAGCCUGCAGCCUGCACAGCCAUUGUCCUCCAGAGACACCACUCACCUUCUCUUCCUUAGCUUGGAACAGAGGCCAUGGAAACACUGGUCUGUGUAGCUCUGUGGUCUGUGACCUUGGCAAUGGUCAUGGCUUCCGUCAUGUGGGCUUACAGAUGGAGCCACCCGAAAGUGAACGGCCGGCUGCCGCCGGGCUCCCUCGGCCUCCCUCUUCUCGGCGAGACCAUGCAAUUCUUCGCGCCGAACCCUACCUGUGACGUCUCCCCCUUUGUGAAGGAGAGGAUUAAUAUGUACGGUGCCAUCUUCAAGACGAGCAUCGUCGGCCGGACGGUGGUGGUGUCGGCGGACCCGGACCUGAACUACCACGUGUUCCAGCAGGAGGGGAAGCUGUUCGAGAGCUGGUACCCGGACACCUUCACCGAGAUCUUCGGCCGUGACAACGUCGGCUCCCUGCACGGCUUCAUGUACAAGUACCUCAAGACUCUCGUGCUUCGGCUCUACGGCCAGGAGAACCUCAGGGCGGUGCUCCUCGCCGAGACGGACCGCUCGUGCCGUGCUAGCCUCGCCUCGUGGGCGAGCCGCCCGAGCGUCGAGCUCAAGGACGCCAUCUCCACCUGGAUAUUUGAUCUUACCGCGAAGAAGCUGAUCAGCUACGAGCCAUCAAAGUCGUCUGAGAGUCUGAGGAAGAACUUCGUGGCCUUCAUUCGCGGCCUCAUCUCCUUCCCGGUGGACAUUCCCGGCACUGCCUACCAUGAGUGCAUGCAGGGGAGGAAGAACGCGAUGAAGGUGUUGAAGAAGAUGAUGAGGGAGAGGAUGGCGGACCCGGGGAGGCAGAGCGAGGACUUCUUCGACGUCCUGAUCGAGGAGCUGAGUCGGGAGAAGCCCGUCAUGACGGAGGCGGUCGCCCUCGACCUCAUGUUCGUGCUCCUCUUCGCCAGCUUCGAGACGACGGCCUUGGCACUCACGCUGGGCAUCAAGCUCCUGGCCGAGAACCCCAGGGUGCUCCAUGCGUUAACGGAGGAGCAUGAGGCGAUUGUCAGGAACAGGGAGGACCGUGAUGCCGGACUCACGUGGGCCGAGUACAAGUCCAUGACCUUCACGUCUCAGGUCACAUUGGAGAUAGUACGAUUGGCAAACAUAGUGCCAGGGAUUUUUCGGAAGGCCUUGCAGGACAUUGAGUUCAAAGGCUACACCAUUCCGGCAGGGUGGGGAGUUAUGGUGUGUCCUCCAGCAGUGCACUUAAACCCCGAGAUCUACGAAGAUCCAUUAGCGUUUAAUCCGUGGAGGUGGCAGGACAAGGUGGAAAUCACCGGUGGGACGAAGCAUUUCAUGGCCUUCGGUGGGGGUCUCCGGUUCUGCGUGGGCACCGAUCUCAGCAAGGUCCUGAUGGCAACCUUCAUCCACUGCCUGGUUACAAAAUACAGUUGGAGGACAGUUAAAGGAGGGAACAUAGUCCGUACCCCCGGCCUCAGUUUCCCUGAUGGCUUUCAUGCUCAGCUCUUCCCUAAGAACUGACGUCUUGCUAGCUCUUCAUCUGCCCUGAAUGCUGCGUGUUCUGUCAGGUUAAUUAAUGUGGUCGUUUGCAGCCAAACAUAUACAAGAAAUAAGUGGAAAAAUAUGGCAUAUUUAGGUGAUGAAAGCAGUCUUAUACUUGAGGUCGUUGUAGGCCACCUCUUUGUUAGUGUAAUUUUGUCAUGGGACCAAAGUAUUUAGGUCUCUGAUCCAAACGAGAGGUGUUUGUGCUUUGGGUUCUGUCGUCUGUUUCCCGUGUGGUUAGUGGUCUAUACGGUCUACCCAUAUGGUGUGGCAUGUGUUCAUCUGUUAUGUACACGCUCUUAGCGUUUGCCUAUGUAGUUGUCAUGCAUGAUCUUUUGGCAUGCAUGCAUUGUUUCAACGGUUCUGCUAUACAGGACGAAG